Messenger RNA from Metarhizium robertsii ARSEF 23, 945 nucleotides. Its product is annotated as putative domain, di-copper centre. Bases 1 to 945 code for a protein of 314 amino acids. NCBI's taxonomy places the organism in Eukaryota, Fungi, Ascomycota, Sordariomycetes, Hypocreales, Clavicipitaceae. The transcript has 3 exons. The record is from RefSeq and is a predicted model, not a curated record. Gene Ontology annotation, molecular function: oxidoreductase activity.
AUGGCAGGCUCCUACAUGGUGCCGCUUGAAGUGGAAGAUAGUGCCUGCUCAGAUCCGCCAAUUCGAAGGGAAUGGAGAUCUCUGGGCGCUGCGGAGAAGCAAGCCUACAUUAGUGCUGUCAAAUGCCUUUCCGAUAAGCCGUCCAAAUUCGACAACAGCACUUCUCGGUUUGACGACUUUGCGCUGGCUCACAUAUCGGAAGGAUUGGAUAUACACUAUGCAGCGGCAUUUCUGCCGUGGCAUCGACACUUUAUCCACACAUUUGAAGAAGCUCUCAGAGCAGAAUGCCUCUACAGUGGCUCGCUUCCCUAUUGGGAUUGGUCAUUGGAUGCCGCAGAUCUUGCCCAAUCUCCUAUUUGGAGCACAUCCGGAUUCGGCUCCGACGGAACUUCGACUGGCGAGCGAGGAGUCGGAAACGGCCACUGUGUGACUGACGGGCCGUUUGCCAACUCGACUCGUAACUGGCAAGCAGAAGAAAUAGGAAGCCAAUUCAAGAUAUCGCGCAACCCGCACUGUCUCAGCCGGGGGUUUCAGACUGGUGAUGCAAAGAAGAAGCUUCAGGCGAGAGUAACACCGGAAAGUAUCAUAAGUAUACUGGAACAAGAUUCAUACGCCGAAUUCUUCAAGAAAUUAGAGGACCAUGCGCACAACGCGAUUCCGCAAUUUAUAAGAGGUGACUUUCUGUUGCAGACAGCACCAAAUGACCCUGUCUUCUACUUGCAUCAUGCCCAAGUAGACCGGUUAUGGUGGUUAUGGCAACGAAGGAAUAAUGGUUCUCGCAUGUGGCAGUACCACGGCCCCAUCUCUAAUGUAAGAUUGGACGAAACUAACCAGAAUAACUCGGCGAGCUUGGAAGAUGUUAUAUCUCUAGGCAAGUUUGGAAAGACAGUCGCCGUUGGAGAUGUAAUUAAUACACACGCGGUUAAUCUUUGUUAUAGUUAUUAA